AUGGACAUUGACGAGUCGUCACUGCAUACUACGAGUCAAACACCGCCGCAGGUUUACUUCAUCUAUUUUGGGCAAGCAAAAGAAGAUAUUCCACGCAAUAUCACUCAUGUGACCAUUGAUCCUUCUGUUUCCAAGAUUCAUGAUUAUGCCUUUCAAGAUUGCCAUUUGUUGGCGAGCGUUCAGUUUCAUGAUCAUCUACAAGAAAUUGGAGACUCGGCCUUUCAGCGAUGCCGAUCCUUGACAUUGGCUGCUGGUGGUCGCGGUGGUCUGAUUCCUUCUACUGUCAAAGUGAUUGGUCAAUUGGCCUUUUCGGAAUGUUCUCGUCUCCAAGACAACCUCGUGCUUCCACAUGGUCUGAGAUCCAUUCGGUUUCUAAGCUUUGCUUGGUGCGAGUCUCUGACCCAAAUAUCAAUCCCAAAAACAGUGGAGAACAUUGACAUGGAGGCAAUGAUUGGGUGUUCCGCACUUUUGGAAGUUCAGCUGGAAAAAGGUCUCCUUUCAAUUGGUUCCCACGCCUUUAGUAACUGUGUGUCGCUGACAACCAUGACGCUACCUUCGUCUCUGACGACACUCGGCGAAGGGGCUUUUAAUUAUAGCCUUGCCUUGACCGAAAUCAAAUUAUCGCAGGCACUCCAAGCAAUCGAGCACAAUACCUUUUCUUGGUGUCGGUCCUUACUGGAGAUCUCUAUUCCAAAUUCGGUCCAGACUCUGGGCAAUGGAGCCUUUUUCAACUGUACAAGUUUGCGAGAUGCAUUUCUUUGUGAGGGACUCAUCUCGAUUCAGAGACGGGCCUUCCAUACAUGUACCUCUUUGAGAAAAGUGCAUGUCCCAUCGACUGUAUCCUUCAUUGGCGACGACGCCUUUUACAAAUGUCAGUCGUUGACCGAUGUUCGACUACCCCAAUAUUUGGCAUCCAUUGGUGACAAGGUCUUUUGGAAUUGUGCGGCUCUCCGCAGUAUUGAAAUACCCGAGACGGUGGGACGGAUUGGCGACGAAGCCUUUUUCUUUUGUACGUCGUUGGUGGAUGUCAGUUUCCCAGUAGGUGUCCGAACCAUUGGCACUCGGGCAUUCGGAAAUUGUGAAGCCUUGUCCGCCAUUUCCUUGCCAUCCAGCCUUACCAUGAUUGCACCAAGGGCCUUUGCAAUGUGCAGCAGUCUGCUUUGUGUCGAAUUUCCAGCAGACGGCAUGGAACGAGUGACCAUUGGAGAGUUUUGCUUUGAUGGAUGCAAUUCCUUGGUAACAUUGUCCAUGCCGCCUUCUUCUGUGUGGGAAUCAACUUCUCUCAUGACAUGUGCCGCAUUGAUGGAUCUGCGCUUUGGACUCGAGUCGGACCUGCUUCAGAAACAAAUGGAACAGAAACUGCAGUCGCUUCGCGGUCGAUUUGACAACCUUCCAGUCCAUCUGGUCUGUUAUCAUUCGUCGAGAACAACGGUUCAAGACGUGGAACGAGUAUUGGAUGGAAUUGGUAAUAUAUUUGAUGACAGUGAACAGCAUUAUGAUAAUUGGAAAGAUUCGUAUGGUUUGACACCGUUCCACAUUCUUGCCACGUCUGUAAAGCCAAGUGUUGAGAUGUUGAGUUGCCUACUGGACCAUUGCCCGGAUAACACUGUGCAAUGUCUGACUCCAACGGACAAUCAAGGCUUGACCAUGAUGGAUUACUUGCUCUUGCAUACCUCAGAUGCGGUAUUCCCGUUGAUACAAGUCGUCCUUAAUCGAUUGUUAGUCCAUGAAAUGUCCAAAUGGGGCCUGGAACGAUGGAGCAUGGAGGUAUCCUUUUGCGUGAACGUUGAUUCCAAUUCAGCAGGUUCUCAUGACAAUGAGACCAAACUUGCAAAUGUGAAAAGAGUACUCGUACUUUUGGGAUACUAUUUGCGGGUCGAAAUGACAUCCUUGGCAGAGCUGGCAGUUUGGAAGAAAAAUAUCCAAGAAGUAUCGUCAUCAUCAUCAUCAUCAUCCCAACUGGAGCUACUACAUCAGUCUGACGAUGAUGACGACGACGACGACGACGAUGAAGUGGUGGAAGAACAUAGAAGCUCCUGUCGAUGGCAGUCUGGUGUAGAAGUAGUCCUUCAGAAUGUGAUUGGAUUCCUAUGGGAGAAGAAUCAGGAAGAACCACGAGCGACUUGUCCUGAAACUGCUGUUUCUAUUUAUCCUCUGCUGUCAUUGCAAAAGAUGGAGGAUGCCAUGGCUGGCAUGCAAUAG
This is a messenger RNA of Cylindrotheca closterium, 2202 nucleotides long. NCBI's taxonomy places the organism in Eukaryota, Bacillariophyta, Bacillariophyceae, Bacillariales, Bacillariaceae. The record is from the annotation of a GenBank genome assembly.